AUGAAAUGUACUGCUUGUCAAUUAGAUAUAGUUGAAAAUAAAAAAGAGCAUUAUAAAUCAGAUUUACAUAAACUUAAUGUGCAGAGACAAAUGUAUCAUAUUCCACCAAUUAGUCUGCAUGAAUUCGAACUAGAAGGCACUAGUUCUGAUAUUUCUUUAGAUAUUGGUGUUAACAAUGUUGAACAACAUAAAGUAAGUAAAAAGAAAUCUGAAAAAAAAAAUAAAUUACGGAAAGCUUUAGAAAUUUGUUUAUUUUGUGAAAAAGAAGAAACAUUUGAACACUAUUUAGAACAUGAUUUUAAAGAAUUAGAAGCACAGUAUCUUCUUAAUAAGACGUGUUAUGUAUGUAAUGAAGGAUUUACAACUAAAUCGGGUCUUAAAGAGCAUCUUGAGACUGAUAACCAUCGUACUGCCUUUAUUAUAGGAAGUAAUUUAGUAUUAGAAAAUGGUAAAGUAAUUUUUAAUAGAAAUAGAAGUGUAGAAGGUGGGCAAAUUGUACAGUUUUCUAAUCGAAAUCAUCAAAUAAUAAAUUUUACGCCUAAAAAAGAACAUUUUAAAGAUAAAAAUUAUGAAGAAAAAAAUAAACUUAAAAUAAGCAUGAAUAUGAAUUCACAAAAACAUUUUAGACCUGAUUGGAUGCAAUAA
Messenger RNA from Vairimorpha ceranae, 645 nucleotides. Its product is annotated as zinc finger protein. Bases 1 to 645 code for a protein of 214 amino acids. The transcript has a single exon. NCBI's taxonomy places the organism in Eukaryota, Fungi, Microsporidia, Nosematidae. The record is from RefSeq and is a predicted model, not a curated record.